AUGGAUCCCUUAACUAGGUACAAAAUGAAAUUAGAAAAAGAUAAAUAACAUUUAUAGGAGUAUGAGAGGAUUCAGAAGGAAAAAGAAUUCUAGAAUGAAAUGAAAUUAAGACAGAAAAAUGACAAAUAUAAUAAUAUUUAACAAAAGCAAGAUAGAUAAAAAGAAAUAGGCAGACUCAAAGCGGAAUUAAGGAAAAAUCAUAUAGAUCGCACGUUGUUUCAAAGUUAAUAAAUUGAAUAAGAGAAGUUGAAUGUAUUAAUUAUAAUUUAGAUUGUUUAGGGAUAUUAAAAGAAAAUUGCUAAGACUCUGGAUAACUUAGAGAAAUACGAGAAUGGAUAUCAUAAAGAUUACUNAAAUGCUUGA
Paramecium octaurelia is the source of this 363-nucleotide messenger RNA. The record is from the annotation of a GenBank genome assembly. NCBI's taxonomy places the organism in Eukaryota, Ciliophora, Oligohymenophorea, Peniculida, Parameciidae.